Molecule: messenger RNA, 1362 nt
Organism: Cuscuta campestris
Lineage: Eukaryota; Viridiplantae; Streptophyta; Magnoliopsida; Solanales; Convolvulaceae
Source: the annotation of a GenBank genome assembly
CCUUCUUUUUUUCUUUUUGCAAUAAAUGAUAUCCUAGUAAAUAUUUUCUUUCAAAAAGUAUUUUUAAAAAAAUGGAGUAGAACAAUAUAAAUAUUUCAGUCCCUUUUCACUCCAUUUUUCUCUCCCCGCCAUGUCUUUCCUUCAUCAAACACAAGUUCUUCAUCGAUCUUCAAACCCAUCUUUUUCUCAAAUCAAACAAACCACAUUUUCUUCCAUUUUACAAACCACAAUUAAUCUUUACCUAAUUUGCACAAAAGGUUUAAUUCCCCAAUUGUUUUUUUGGCUCCAUAUUAUGAAAAAAUGCGUACGCCAAAAGAAGGAAGCUUAAGCGAUCAUGAUAUCCCAUCGCCCCGGAGCUUUAUCUCGAUUUUGAUAUUCCUUUUAAUUUCUCCGGCGGCGCCGGUGGCCCACGGCGGCCCCGACACCGGUAAUCCCGCCGCCGUCCAGCUCUUCGCACAGGCCGUCUAUAACAAAUUUAAGAAUUUCAAUUCUCUGUUUGAUGAUAGCGUCGCCAAACAAAUGCGUUAUUGCGUCAACAAUGUGGAUGCUGAUUGGAAAGCAGCAUUUGAUUUCUCAAAAGACACUGAAUUUCUUUCCAAUUGCGUCAAACAAACAAAAGGGGAUAUAAUGCAGCGUUUGUGUACAGCUUCAGAAAUAAAAUUUUAUGCAUCGAGCAUAGUUUUAGGCACUCUCGAGAACAUGGGGUCAAGUAGCAGCAACUAUGUGAAACCAAACAAGAAUUGUAAUUUGACAUCAUGGGCUUCUGGGUGUGAGCCAGGGUGGGCUUGCAGUGUUGGAAAAGAUGUGCAAGUUGACCUUAAAACACCGAAAGAAAUGCCCGACAGAACCCUCGAAUGUCAGCCUUGUUGCGAAGGAUUCUUUUGUCCUCAUGGCCUCACUUGUAUGAUACCCUGUCCGUUAGGCUCUUAUUGCCCUGUUGCAACUCUCAACAAAACUACAGGUGUAUGUGAUCCCAAGAGGGCUGAUGAUUGGACGAAGAAGAUUUGCAGGUAUCCGAUUGCAGAAGAAGAUCGGAGGCAAGCUGAUGCCGGAGGAGGAGGAUUGACGGUACAGUUAUCAGCUGCCUACUGGAGAGACAAAUCAUACAUGCGGUGGAGCAGAUGUGUGGGUUGAUUUUGUCAGUUCCUCUGAUCUAUUUUGUUCAGCUGGAUUUUACUGUCCUAGCACUACCAAGAAAAAUCCUUGCAGUCGUGGCCAUUACUGCAGGGCUGGCUCAACAGAGCAAACGAACUGUUAUGAAUUGGCUACUUGUGAACCUCAAACUGCAAAUCAAAACAUCACAGCAUAUGGUCUCCUCUUUUUUGCUGGAAUCAUACUCGUACUCCUCAUCAUUUACAAUUG